UUCGUCUAAAGCUGUCCCCUAGGAUCUCGAAGCGAGACUCGUCUGCUAGUGCAGACGACGAAGGAGGCGCACAGGUGCAUUGAGUUGCAGCAGUGAAAGUAUACACGGAGUGUAGCUCCGCGAUCUGCCAUCUGUCAAUGCCCUUCCUUGCAUAGUCAGUGUUGCUUUGGCGUCGUUAAAGUGUCGUUUAACCGGGAGAUUCGCGAGAUUUCUUUUAGUCGAAUUCGCGUAUCUGACGAUCAUCUCGCGCGCAACGACAAUUUGUUGGAACCGUCGGAAGAGACCGCGAAUUCUGAUCAAACUCGAUCUAGCAGCACUUCCGCGAGAUCGUCGUCCCGAUUGCCCCCCCGUGAUCGAAACCAUGAUCGGGAGACUGUGGGCUAUCCUCGUUCUCGUCGUCGGUUCCACGGCGAUUCUGUCCUCUGAUUCCAGCCCCGAGUACGUGAAGCAAUGUUCCAGAAGCGAUCCGAAACUGAUAACCUGUCUGAUCGACGCUCUGCAUCAUCUGCGACCCUACCUGAGCGCCGGAAUACCCGAAAUCGAAUUACCCGCGGUGGAACCGUUUCGCAUGGACGAGCUGACUCUCUCUCUGACAGGUGGUGUGAACGGUUACAAAGUUCAGCUACGCGACCUCUUCGUAAGGGGAGCAAGCAACUACACAGUGGAGGAUAUCAAACUCGGAUCGCCGUUCCAGACCAUUGUGCGAAUGCCGGCUCUUAUAUUAGACGCGCAUUAUUCCAGUUCCGGCGUGUUGAUCAUUUUGCCUGCCAGCGGAAACGGAACGUUUCACGCGCGCUUCGGCGACGCCAGAGCUCUAGUCAGAGGCACCGUGUCGACGAAAUUGCAAAACGAGAAGACGUAUCUGCACGUGGAGAACCUCGACGUCGUGCUUGGCGUGAAGGACGUGCAGAUGCGCGUCAGCAAGAUCUUCAAGAACAAUCGAAUACUCACCGAGGCGACCAAUCUCUUUCUACGGGAAAACGGGCAGGAAGUGCUGAAGUUGAUGGAACCGCAGCUGAAGAGAAAAUUGUCGGCGCUCUUCGCCGGAAUUGUCAACCAACUGUUGCGGCAUGUGCCAGUGGAAUCGUUCCUUAUACCUUAAGCUUACCUUACCUUAUCUUUUACACAUACGAUAUAUAUAUAUAUAUAUAUAUAUAUAUAGCGACCGUUAUUUUUCUCCCCUCGGUAAAAUCGAUCGAUCGCUCUUUAAUAUGAAAUGUAUAACGGGAACUGGGCACGUGCUCUAUAAAAUGUAGAACGUCUCGAUUAUUCUUAGAUUUACAACAAAAACGUCACUAAUUUAUCACUUGAAGGUAGUGUAAACUGUGAUUUUUAUAUACCGAUUACAUUAUUUUUUUUUCUAAGAUUUUACCACAUUCUCUCUUCGAGUAUUUUUUCGCAAGUUGCAACGUACAUUUGAAGACGAUAUUUGAAGCAAAAUGUGUCACCCCGCGCUUGCGUGAGCUAAUCCCACACCAGUAUCGGCUGUGAUUUUAUUCCGAUGUUUCUAAAACACACGACUUGCGAGUUUUACGAUUCAUUCGUGAUUGGGAAA
Molecule: messenger RNA, 1555 nt
Organism: Pseudomyrmex gracilis
Lineage: Eukaryota; Metazoa; Arthropoda; Insecta; Hymenoptera; Formicidae
Exons: 5
Coding region: 362-1102 (246 amino acids)
Source: RefSeq, a predicted model, not a curated record